Messenger RNA from Sphaerodactylus townsendi, 378 nucleotides. RefSeq names its product adenylate kinase 2, mitochondrial-like. The transcript has a single exon. Gene Ontology annotation, cellular component: mitochondrion; cytoplasm. The record is from RefSeq and is a predicted model, not a curated record. NCBI's taxonomy places the organism in Eukaryota, Metazoa, Chordata, Lepidosauria, Squamata, Sphaerodactylidae. Gene Ontology annotation, molecular function: AMP kinase activity; ATP binding. Bases 19 to 378 code for a protein of 119 amino acids. Gene Ontology annotation, biological process: nucleobase-containing compound metabolic process.
AGUUGGAGGUGUGCAGAGAUGGCUCCUAGUGUGGAAGGCGGAGAGGGAAGCCUCGGCCGGGGGGUCCGUAAGGGCAUCCGGGCUGUGCUGUUGGGGCCGCCCGGGGCCAGGAAGGGAACCCAGGCUCCCCGGCUAGCCGAAACAUACUGCGUUUGUCACUUGGCGACAGGGGACAUGCUGAGGGCCAUGGUAGCCUCUGGUUCAGAGCUGGGGAAGAGGCUGAAGGAGACGAUGGAUGCUGGCAAGCUGGUGAGCGAUGAGAUGGUGGUGGAGCUGAUUGAAAAAAACCUGGAAACUCCUCCCUGCAGAAAUGGCUUCCUUUUGGAUGGCUUUCCCCGCACAGUGCGGCAAGCAGAAAUGUUGAUGCUGUUCUUUUGA